Microthlaspi erraticum is the source of this 1176-nucleotide messenger RNA. NCBI's taxonomy places the organism in Eukaryota, Viridiplantae, Streptophyta, Magnoliopsida, Brassicales, Brassicaceae. The record is from the annotation of a GenBank genome assembly.
AUGCCUAAUCCCAUAGAAUCAGAAGAUCUAUGGGAAACCAUACUGGCAAAACUACCUCUGAAAAUCGUCACAAGAUUCAAACCGGUAUGCAAGCAAUGGAAAUCACUCGUUGAGUCUCCAGUUUUCCGCAAUCUUUUCGUAUCUCAUCACAAGGAUCAAAACUCGCAAUCUUCUUCAUGGUCGCUCAUGAAUUUGGAUGAUACGGAAGAAGUCUUGGCUCGCUAUAGAUGCGACACUUGGGGACUUGAACGAUCUCUAGGCUCUUACAUCUCAUCUUUCCUAACCGACAAGUUCGACAACCAUAAGGGCAAAGACGGACAAGCCAGAGUCGUGGCUUACACUAGCUACGAUGGGUUGAUUUUGAUCCUACAGAACCGAACUUUCUACGUGGCUAAUCCAGUUUCAAGGGAAUGCGUAGAGAUCGAUCCUCCUCCGGUCUGGUUUGAUAGGAAUAAACUUUUUUUCCACUAUGGAAUAGCCACACAAACUGAUGACAACGGUGUCGUUUUGAGUUACAAAGUUGUUGUAUAUGCACAGUCCAUAAAUCCCAGGAACGGCCUAAGCGAUUUAAGCUUGAUGAUAUAUUCAUCUGCUACAGGCUUGUGGAACCUCGAGCCUCUUCAUUUGCCUUUUAUCUCCUGUAUCAUGUUUCAUGACUUUUUCAAUCCAAUUAGCUUGAACGGAAAUCUUCAUUGGCGAGCCCGUAGAGACAAUGGUUAUGAAGUUAUUUUAUCCAUAGAUUUCUACGCUACGUCUGUUCAAUGCCGUGGGACACCAUUCCCUGAUUUAGAAAAAUUUCCAAGAUUCAGAAGAGUUUGCACAACUUCCCAAGGAUGUCUCAUGUAUAUAAACGUAGAUUCCGAUGAUCAUAAGCUACAUGUGUGGAAGCUAAGUAGCUGGGAAUGGCAACUAGUAUCUAAAACCUCUACGGAUGUAUCGCUCUUCGGUUAUAUUCCGUUGGGAAUAAACCCUUUUGAUGCUACCACGACCUACUUUUGGAGCAAGAAUAGGCCCAAAUGUUUGCUAGCUAUUAACUUACGCAGUGGGAAAUUGGUGUUCCACAACAAUGAGUUGGAACCUUCUGGAAACAUGGAACACAUCUUAAGAUCUAAAACUUCUCUGUUCAGUCUUCCGCUAUGGCUUCAUCGGAUCCCCAACACGGUGAAAAUGGUGUAG